Messenger RNA from Trichophyton benhamiae CBS 112371, 1332 nucleotides. RefSeq lists its product as uncharacterized. The record is from RefSeq and is a predicted model, not a curated record. The transcript is spliced from 2 exons. NCBI's taxonomy places the organism in Eukaryota, Fungi, Ascomycota, Eurotiomycetes, Onygenales, Arthrodermataceae. The coding region runs from base 1 to 1332 and encodes 443 amino acids.
AUGACUGACUGGGCUGCCUAUAUGGAUGAUAACACUAAAGCGAGGCGCAUUUCUUGGAUUCAAGGUCUGAAUAUGGGCGGAACUAGCGACUGGGCCCUUGAUUUAGGGGGUUGGUUUACUGGAAUCAGGGAAAACGGAACCAUGGAUUGGACGCUGGAACCAGCUGAUCUCGACUGUGAUCCAAACGCAUGGCCCAAGACCAUCGAAGAUCUAGACGCAAAUAUCGGCAAGGUGCCGACACCUUGCCGUGGCAUGGCUCUGAUGGAUAUCUUAACUAAUGAGCUUGCAGGUGCCGUUGAUAAGUACAGGGAAGUUUCGUCUUCAGAUGAUUAUAAGCAGAGAUUUGAGUGGUAUGCCGACUGGGUGAAGGACUCCAUCGAACCCCGUUUGAGGAACUUCACGGCUUUAAAAACCGGCGAGGGUCUCAAAUACAUGGACUGUAAGUGGUCUACCCCCUAUGCGAAGGGAGAAGGCCCUUGCACGGAAGUGAACCUUGACCACCCGGACCACGCCGACCUUGGAGGCCGCACUGUUGAGUAUACCGUGAGAGACGAGGAAGGAUUUUACAACGCCCUCUUGAAGGACGCUGGCAUUAGUAAGGAGUGGAUUGAAUGGACAACGAUUACCGAGCCGGAUUACUGCCCCACCUGUCCUCCAAAGGAUGAGUUCUGCCCGCCAAAACCUUGCGACGACAACUACGUGAAGUAUGUGAAUGUGCCCAGCCGCAUUCCAGAUAAGAAUAAGAUCAAAGUCGAGGACCCCAAGGAUCUGAUCGACAAAGCGAUUCCUCAUAUAGAUGAUGUGUUGGGCCUUGCAUAUAUCACCUCCUAUGAGCUGAACAUGGGGAUUUUGGAUGCUGACAUUACUGAUGUUAUCACAUCCCUCAGCAUGCCUGUUUUUAUGCUGCAGGACACUUCCAAAUCGAUCGAGGAAAUCAAAAAGAUUGGCAAAGAGCAUCAUGAUACAAAGAAGAAGGAGCUUAUCCUAAACAUUCUAUCCAUUGUUUUUUCGAUUAUACCUUUUGUGGGAUUUGCAGGACAGGCAGUUGGCAUCGCUACCAGGUUUGCUACGGCCGCCCUUAUCAUUGGUGAGAUCGGCAACGCUGCUCUUACGAUCGUUGAUAUUGUCGAGAACCCGGCGGGAGCUCCUUUUGCCAUUCUUGGUCUACUGAUCGGGGCUGAAGGUGUCCAAGUCAAGGGGGCACGUGAAGGAUUCAAAAAGGCGGCGAAUGUGCGCCGUGCACUCACGCCUGAUGGCCUUAAGAGCUUCUCACAAGAAUUCGUGCGCAAGGAUAACCUCGUCCAAGGGCUACUCAAGAAAUGUUUCAAGUAG